GGUUAGGUAAAAGAAAAGGAAAUGAGGUUGGAUGGUGUGUAGGUGUGUGUGUGUGUGUGUAUGUGUGUAUAUGUUUGUAUAGUAGUAUGUUUGCAUCGUUCACAGAUGCCGAUCACAAAACACAUUAUGUCAUUCUAUAUGUAUGUAUAUAUGUAUGUACGUAUGUAUGUACUAGGUCAAAAAGAAUGUUUUAAACAGAACUUCAAUAUUACAUCAUUCGUACAAUAACGUGUUCAUGUUAUACAUUGUUCCUUAUUAUAUUGUAUCAUUGUUGUUGUUGUUGUUGUUGCUAUUGUCAAGGAUUACAAUAGAGACAUUAUAAAGAUUAUAAACGAUAUUAUUAUCUUUCAAAUAACUUUUGUAAUUUUUAUUUUUUACGGGAUUAUAAACAAUAAAACUUAUUUCUAUUCUAUUAAAGAUUAUUUAUAUUAGAACAAAUCAAAUAAUUAUGUUAAUGGAUGAUGUUAAACUUCAACAAUCUUUAACAUUUCAUGUAUCCUUACCUUCAAUGAAUUCAUCAGAGAUAGGAAUAUCAGCAAAUAAUAAUAACAAUACUAAUACUACUACUAUUACUACUAAUACUACUACUACUAAUACUACUAUUACUAAUAGUAAUAUAGAUCCAAUCUAUAUGAAUCAUAAUAAUAAAGAAAAGAAUUUAUCUACUAAUUCUACAAGAAUACAAUCACCAUGUUAUGGAAAUAAUAAUUCAUCAACUAAUAGUCCUAUUACUAGUCCAUUAACAUUAGAUCAUUGGUCUGCUACAUUAUUAGCAGCACAAGCAUUAGUUCGAACAAAAAAAGUAUUUAUUGGUGGUGUUUCUACUGGUACUACAGCAGAUGAAUUAAAAACAUUUUUUAGUGAAUUUGGUAAAGUGGAAACAUGUGAAUUAAUGAUGGACAAAGCAACAAGUCGUCAUCGAGGUUUUGGAUUUGUUACAUUUGAAAGUGAACAAGCAGCUGAAAAAGUUUGCUCAAUUCAUUAUCAUGAAUUAAAUGGGAAAAUGGUGGAAGCAAAACGAGCUCUACCAAAAGAAGUCUUAAGUUCAAGUAAUGCUUUAGUGAAACAAAGAAGUUUAUUACCUAAUGCAUUUGCUUUACCAAAUGAAGUUGAUUCGGCAGCAACAGCUGCGGCUACCAUAGCUGCCGCUGCUCUUGCAUCAAGACAACAACAACAUCAACAGCAACAACACUAUCAGAAUAUAAAUCAAAAUUUACAGAACUCAGGAUCUGCAUUUGUAUCACUUGCUUAUGCAUCAUUGAUGCCAUUCAAUCAAUUUCAAUCAUUUCCAUUAACAUCUAACAAUUAUGUUGGACAACCUUUAACUACAUCAAAUCUAACAAUGGAAUCCUCAGGUAUACAUCAUCAAAAUCUUCAUCAAUCAAAUCCUAUUGAAUUCCCAUCUGCAGCUGUAUUAUCAAAUGGUCAUACUACAACAAUGACAAGAUUUCCACAAUUUGGUAUUCAAUCUGAUGUAAAUUUUCAACCAUCUUGUCCUUUAAAUUUUACUUAUAAUUCACCUACAGCAUAUAUAAAUUCUACAGGAACAUUAACAUCACCUGGUAAUUAUUUAACUACAACCAUUCCAAAUAUUAUAAAUCUUUCACCAUCUGGAACAAUUCAAACAUUAUUACCUAAUUUAACUUAUAAUAUUUUAACAACAUUAAAUGAUCAACGUAAUCAACAAUUACAAACACAUCAAUCUCAACAACCAAUUGGACAACAAUCAUUACAUCAACAACCACAUCAACAACAACCACAACCACAACAACCACAACAACAACAAAAUCAAUCAUUACCUUCUAUUCAAUUAGAUGUUGAAACAUUAAAACAACAAAUUCAACUUCAAAAUUGGUCAAAUAAUACACCAUAUUCAUUGAUAGCAUUAAACCAAAAGACUUUAGGACAAAUUCAUUCACCAUCUAAUUUAUUAAAUUUUAAUCCCAAUCAAAAAAUUUCCAAUCUACAACCAAAUGAUGUAACAACAGCACCGAUUCAUUUAACAGAUACAUCACCAACAAUGUGGUUACUUCCAGCGAAAAUUCCACGUUCCUUCAAUUGUAUUAUACAUCAUUCAACAAAUACUUCGUUAGUCAGAGUUCACUAAUAGACAAUCCCUUCCAUUCUUUGACACACCUUACUCUUCAAUAAUAAUAAUAGUAAUAAUAAUAAUAAGAAUUCACCUCAUUUAUCUACCUAAGUAACUACAUCAUUCAAUAUGAUCGAUCUAUUUUCACUUCUGAUAAUCAAGUCAUAUUUUUUUUCUCUCCCCCUCCCUCCCUAUCUCCCUCUUCUAUCCCCCCUCUCUCUCUCUCUCUGGAAAAGUUCAAUAACCAUAAUCAUUGUAUUCUAUACACAUAUUAAUUAUACAAUUGUAAUUAUAAUAUUCAAUAUGAAUACAAACAAACAAACAAAACAACCCUCUCAUUUGAUAAUCGUUCACUUCAUAUUAUCACAUUUAUCAAAAAGAGAACUGCAUCGUAUUUCUUCUAUCUUUUCUCUCGUUUUGUUUUUCUUCUUGUUAUUUUCCAUUCAUUCUUCUCAGUUCUACAACGAAUAAUAAAACAAAAAAAGUUUUUUUUUAAAAAAAAAACACAACAAUAAUGAAAAUAAAAUUUUAAUAAAUAAAAAUAAUUAUAAAAUAAUAUGUUUAGUAAUUUAGAUGAAUUCGAAAGAAAAAAGAAGAAAAAAGAGAAAAAGAAAGAAAAAAAUAAAAAGAAUACAAAAUAUCAAUAAAAACAAUUAAUCAAUGUUCAUGAUAAUUUUUUGUGAUAAAAAAAGAAAAAGAAAAAAAACGAAAAAAAACACAAAAAAAAGAUUCAAGCAAAAUGACUGAUGGUGGGAAAACAAAAUGAAUGAAGAAAGAAAAAUAAACAAAAUAAAUAUCUUAGUACAUUUUUUUUGUUGUUGUUGUUCAAUUUUUUUCUUCUCUUUUAAAAGAGCCAACAUUUUUGUUUCUCUCUCUCUCUCUCUCGCAUUGUACAACUGCUCAAAAUAAUUCUCUUUCUUUUUUUUUGUUUUUUUUUGUUUUUUGUUUUUUUGUUUUUGUUUUGUUUUAUUCAAAUAAAACCAUUUAACAUUUUUAUAGGUUUUGUUGUGUUACGUAAUAUUUGUAAAUAAUGUAAGAUGUGUACUAAAUAGGUAUGGAGAAAAUUACGUAUACAUUAGUUAUAUAAUACCAUGGUAGGCCAAGAUAAUUUUAUAUUGGUUUUCAGGAGAACUAAAAACUAUCCAGACUAUUACAUGACAACCUAAAUAGUAAUGGUUAAUCCUGUCCCCACCCAUGUUCUGUUCAUUACAUUUGGUGUCGCUGUCAACCAGCAGAGGAGAAGGGUGGUGUAAUGCGAAUGCUGUUGAGGGACCUGGAGCUGAGGUAGCGGUUGGGUCAGUCUGAUGCGGAGAGGUGACAUCUAGUGGAGUGUUCUGAUGGGGCGGCAUUAGCUGUAGCGAGUGCUGUCGGCGGUGAGAAGCGGUGGGACAUCGGAUGUAGAUGGUUCAGCAGGCCAGUAGAGCAUGGGUGAUAAACGUCCAAGGUGCCUGCUGGAUGUGGGAUGUUGUUGCCUCGGAAGGUCGACGGAACUAUGAAGUCCUGUUUAACAAGAGAGUCAGAUAACGCACAGGCUUAAAAUUUUUAGGCUAAAUAGUAUGGAUCAAUCCUGUUACUAGGAGAAUCAGAUAUCAGCCAGGCUUAAACUUUAUAAUCCGAGCACUAUAGUUCAAUCCUAUGACGCUAACACACAGGUAUCAAGCAUCUAGGUGAACCAGUGUGUACAUUAGAUAACUUAUUAUUAGUAGAUAAGGUUUGUCAAAGUUUUAAGUUGUAAAGGUAGAAUACAUCAUUGAGUGACUUGUAUUAACUGAAUAAUCAGAAAUCACAUGCUGUUUGAUAGAGGUUUCAUUUUGAUAAUGAACUUCGUAGAAAUUUGUACUUACAAUGCCAUUUGAAAUCGUACCCAGGACCUGUAAGUUCUCUGGUCAUCUUCUCGUCUCUUGGCCUUGACGAUUCCAAGUGAUGGCUUGCCUUAUGACACAGUUGUGUGCAUUCUUCAAUGUGUGUCCUAUCCACCUCCAGGACUUAUUCCUGAUUUCUUCCUCCAAUGGGAUCUGGUUUAUUUCUUCCCAUAGUAGGUAGUUGCUGAUAGUGUCUGGUCAACGGAUCCGAAGUAUUUUAUGUAGAAAACUGC
Molecule: messenger RNA, 4184 nt
Organism: Schistosoma spindalis
Lineage: Eukaryota; Metazoa; Platyhelminthes; Trematoda; Strigeidida; Schistosomatidae
Source: the annotation of a GenBank genome assembly